GACUAUCAACUAUCGGACGAUAAUGAAAACUCUAGUCCGCAUUCUUUUGCCACUGGUGUGGCUGACUUUCUCGUUUGCCGAGCUCGAUGUGGGUGUUGAACCUUUCAAGAAGUAUCCUGAGUCAUGUUCAGCUGCAAAAGCUAAGAAAAAUGGUGUCUAUAAAAUCCAACCAAAAGGUCAACCCGUCAUGUCGGUUUAUUGUGAUGUGUUUAUUGCGGGAUCCCCUUGGAUGGUCAUUCAGCGACGUGUCGAUGUCAACAUCAACUUUUAUAGGAACUGGGCGUCCUAUCAACAAGGAUUCGGUGACUUGGAUAAGAAUUACUUUAUUGGAUUGGAUAAGUUGAAUGCCCUAACUACAUCACAACCUUACGAGCUUUACAUCCACCUAGCUGACUUUGAAGGACAACAACGCUUUGCCCAAUACACCGAAUUUGCCAUCGGUAACGGUGCCAAUUCAUAUAGUCUAACUAAAUUGGGAUUCUACUCUGGCAACGCUGGAGAUGGGCUCAGACACCAUCAGAACGUGAAGUUCUCCACAUACGAUCGGGACAAUGAUAAUAGCGCCAGAAACUUGGCUGUCGAAUUUACAGGAGCCUGGUGGUACAAUACAACACAUUUCAGCAAUCUGAAUGGACUUUACUUGGGUGGCGAAUACGAUAAGGAUCAAUAUGGUCGGGGAAUUACCUGGUAUUUUUCACAUGGUGAUCUUUAUAGCCUUAAAGCAACUUACAUGAUGAUACGACCAAGAGCUUGAACGUAAUAGAAGAAAUUUACUUGUAAUAAUAAUAAUCACAACAACAAUAAACAUGAUAAAGUACAAAUCAAUUGAAGAAAGUA
Drosophila grimshawi is the source of this 837-nucleotide messenger RNA. Its product is annotated as ryncolin-4. The transcript has 2 exons. Bases 23 to 754 code for a protein of 243 amino acids. Lineage: Eukaryota; Metazoa; Arthropoda; Insecta; Diptera; Drosophilidae. The record is from RefSeq and is a predicted model, not a curated record.